UCCUAAUUCCUAUUGCCCUUACGUCCACUUGCAAGCUUAUUGGCUAACAGUAACUUGAGUAGCCUGCAAGUUUCCUUUCUCUCUCCCAAGAUCCCUGGUCUUGAUCUUGUUCUUGAUCCCUGCUACUGUGUUCAGAGACGAAAAGGACGGAAAACAUGUCGGACUACUUAUCUGAAGAAGUGAUCACAAAGAUCUUACACAAUCUACCUGUUAAGUCCUUGAUUCGAUGCACUAGUGUUUGCAAGCUAUGGUACUCUCUAAUCAAAAACCCUCAUUUCAUUUCCGCCCAAAUUGCCAAAACCUCAUUGAUUAACAUCGAAAGCAACCCUAAUCGAUUACUGCUAUCUCACAUCCAUGCCGAUGAAUACUCCGUGGGUUUUGAAAAUCAAGAGUUAAAGAAGUACAUCCCACUACAUUUCCCGUUCAAGUCCGGCUCCAGGCUCCCUCACGCAAUGGGUUAUUCUAACGGACUGUUAUGCCUCUUGGAUAGGCGUGUCGCAUUAGGCAGGUAUGAAGACAAAUUUAUCCUCUGGAAUCCCUCUAUUAGAAAAUCAUUCACAGUUCCUCAACCCAAUUUUGCGUUUUCCCUUUGUGUCUUCUGCAAUGAUUAUGUUGGUUUUGGGUUUGAUUCCAACACUAAUGACUACAAAGUCCUCAGAAUGAUGAUACACCUAAAUGAGCACCACGACAAUGAUGAAGAACUUAAGUUUCAGAUCGAAAUUUACUCAUUUAACAUGAAUUCUUGGAAGAUUGUUACUGGUGAUGUACCUACAGAUUGGAUAGAAAACCAAUGGCCAUAUGGUUCUCGUCUUCGUUUAAUAAAGAGAGCGGCUUGUUUGAAUAAUGCAUUGCAUUGGAUUGUGAAUCAUUCGAAAUAUAAACUUAUCUUGGUGUUUGAUAUGAAAGAUGAGGUUCUUCGUGAAAUUAUGUUGCCAGAAUGUUUGGCAAAAGAUGUUGCAUCUCAAUUGUGUCUCAAGGUAUUUAGGGACUCAUCAAUUGCAGUUAUUAACAGUAUUGAUCUCCAUUCGGCUCAUAUAUGGGUGAUGAAAGAGUAUCGCGUUGUGGAGUCGUGGGAGAAAUUAAUAGAGGUUGAUGGUGAUCAAAGGAGAGGGAGAUUGACAGUGUUGGGGUUCAAAAGAAAUGGAGAAGUCAUACCAAAAUUUUUUCGUAAACCAUUAACUCUUUCAAGUGCAUAUGCUUCCAUUGAUACCUAUGUGGAGAGCCUAGCAUUACUGGACAAAGGAAAUGCUGUAGAAGAAAAACGUCCAAAGAGAGCCAGAAGAUCCGACACGGAGAUCAUAUAGCUGUUGGUGAAUUGUGAAAGUGUUGACACUCUAACCAAGAAUUAUAGUACUGCCGAUCAUAUAUAGGAUCAUGGAUUUUUGUGGGUACUUGAUUGAUUUUGUAUUUCUAAUAUGACUCUUUUUCUAUGAUGGAGAGUGAAUUUCUUAAUAUCAGACUCAGAUGCUAAAUGUAUAUGUACUUGUUCUGCUAUUAUGAUCUUUCCAAUUUCAAGAGUUUA
Molecule: messenger RNA, 1522 nt
Organism: Jatropha curcas
Lineage: Eukaryota; Viridiplantae; Streptophyta; Magnoliopsida; Malpighiales; Euphorbiaceae
Product: F-box protein CPR1
Molecular function (GO): protein binding
Source: RefSeq, a predicted model, not a curated record